CAUCCGCUCGUUGUGGGAAUUCAGGCGUUGGGAGCAAGUGGGCUUGCUACGACUGCGACUUCUAUAAAUGGUGGACGGAUGAGGUGAGUGAGCUGUUCGCUCGCGAGGGAGGAGGGUUGCCCUUCCCGGAUUAUGUGACGUUGAGUCUUGGUUCAAUUCUAUGAGUGAACCUUGCAUCGCGAUUUCUCCAAGCAUCUCACUCCUCUGCUCAUCGAGAGAUAACGAACACACGCUCUUCAACCCGAACCUACACCACGUUCACUCGCUCCGAACCAAUUCCAGACGGAAGCAUGGGCCCCGCCCUCCCAGGCAGUCAAGCCGCCCCUCUCCCUUCCAACCUCCCCUUCCGCAUCAUCAGCAAAAAUAUCGGGACGGGCGCAUAUGCUUUCAUUCGCAAAGCUACCCCGCUCCAUGCCUCGCACCCCGUCAUCGCCAUCAAAUUCAUCAACAAGGCCCACGCCUUCACCCACGGCCGCCUCACCCCUGUUCAACUCGAAAGGGAAAUUACCCUGCACAAGCACCUCGGCCGCCACCCAAACAUCAUCCUCUGCUUCGCUGCCGGCUCCGAUGCCGCCUGGACAUGGCUUGCCUUAGAGCUUGCGGACGGCGGCGACCUCUUCGAUAAAAUCGAGCCUGAUGUUGGGGUCGGGGAGGACAUUGCACAUUUCUACUUCUGGCAGCUGAUAAAUGCGGUGGGGUUCAUGCACUCCAAGGGAAUUGCCCAUCGAGACAUCAAGCCGGAGAAUGUGCUGCUGAGCGGAGAGGGGAAUCUCAAGGUCGCUGAUUUUGGGCUUGCGACGCUGUUCGAGAAGGACGGGCAGAAACGCCUGUGUCACAGCGUGUGCGGCAGUCCGCCGUAUAUUGCGCCCGAGGUGGUGAAGGGGAGGAGAAGUAAACGUCCAGACUUACUGGAUCCGGGGGAGGGGUAUGCGGCCAAUAUCUGCGACAUCUGGAGUUGUGGUGUCGUUCUCUUUGUGCUCCUGGUGGGAAACACGCCCUGGGAUGAACCUACCAUGCGCAGCGAGGAGUUCAAGGAGUUCGUGGAGAAGGGCAAGGACACAACGGAUGAGCUUUGGAAACAGAUUCCCGACGGGGCGAUGGACCUGUUGCUGGGCAUGUUGACGCUCGAGCCCGCCCAACGAUACACGAUUGACAGAAUCAAUGCGCAUCCCUGGUUCAACAGAAAGAACAGAUACCUCAGCCCCAGUGGGCGGAGCACUAACCCAAUCGGUUUGGCAGCGGAAAUGCUUUCCCAGCUGCGCAUCGAUUUUUCAAAGGUCCCCACGGCGUCACAGCGGCAGUCUCAACCCUCCCAACUUCAGGAGGCAGAUGCGAUGGAGCUCGAUUCCUCCUCCUCCCCCAGGCGCUCCAUGGCUUCUCCCCCCAUGCCUCCUCUGGUCACGGCCAACCAACCCAUCACUCCUUUCGAACCUCCCACUGGCAACGCACCCGUCUUUGACUGGCCCGCGCCCUCCCAACAGCGUACAUACCAAACCUUCUCCACACUGCCCGCCUCCACGCAAGAAGCCCUCUCCCAAGACCCCUCUCUGUCGCAGUUCAGCCAGCAGAAGCCGUCCAUAGAGGAGUACAUGACCCUCACGCAGGCAGCGCGGCAGUUCCGCGACGUCUUGCCCGCGAGCAGCUUUGCGCGGUUCUUGAGUCCGUUAGAAGUGGCCGAGUUGGUUAGGGGGUUUGCACGGGCAUUGAGCGCGCUGGGUGUGGCGUGGGAGGUGAAGGGCAGUAAGGCUGGGCUCCAGGAAGGAGGUGAGGAGGUGGGAGAAGGGAUGGAUCUGGACAUGGAUAUGGAUAUGGGUAUGGAUGCAGAUGAUGCGAAUGCCGCGGCCGCGGUGCCGGAGCUCACGCACUCGUCCUCCACUGUGCCCACAUCAUCAUCAUCAUCCCCAUCCGAACCCCUCUCGCAACUCGCGCAGCUGAAUCCGGACAUGUCGGCCGCGACGCUGCGUAUCCGCCUGCAUGAUUCCCGCCGCCAGGCGCUCAGUGGACACGUCGUUGUGGAGCGCGUGUGUGUGGGGGCGGAUGUGUGGAGUUCGGAGGUCAGGUUCGUCAAGGGGGUGGGGGAUCCGUUGGAGUGGAGAAGGUUCUUUAGGAACGUGGUUGUUUGGUUGGGGGAGAGGGUUGUGCUGAGGCCCGGGCGGUAGGGGGAGAUUAUGGGGAUAUCCCUCGGAGGGAGCGGGAGAAGGGGAGAGAGGGAGGAGAGAAGAUGGGAGCGGGCGCGUGGACAGGGGGAAUGAGAGGUGAGAUGAGAGAUGAAGUGCAACGACAAGAGGAGGGGAGGGGAGGCGAGUUUUGCAGCCAGCAACGAGAUUUAUGAGAUUCGAAGACUUGAGUUUUGAGUUUUUACCGAGUUUGACUUUCUAGCUGUAAUGAAGGAAGAACAGUCGGACAAGAAGAAUUGCGUAUUCCAAUUAUUCCUCCUGCCGGUUUUGUUCGUUUAUACCCCGACUGCUAGCGAUUUAGUUUAUUGUAUCCUAUUUUGUGCGCCGCAGUCUUCUAACGUCUGUCUGCCUUCUCUGAAUACUAAAC
This is a messenger RNA of Westerdykella ornata, 2544 nucleotides long. RefSeq names its product Pkinase-domain-containing protein. The transcript has 3 exons. Gene Ontology annotation, cellular component: site of double-strand break; nucleus; cytoplasm. The record is from RefSeq and is a predicted model, not a curated record. The coding region runs from base 291 to 2159 and encodes 622 amino acids. Lineage: Eukaryota; Fungi; Ascomycota; Dothideomycetes; Pleosporales; Sporormiaceae. Gene Ontology annotation, molecular function: protein kinase activity; ATP binding. Gene Ontology annotation, biological process: mitotic G2 DNA damage checkpoint signaling; protein phosphorylation.